AUGGUUGUCAAACAGAAAGUACUCCUUCUUGGAGCUACCGGCGAGACUGGCGCUUCUAUACUCAAGGGCCUGCAGGAAUCUGGUAACUUCGAUAUUGAAGUCUUGGUGCGACCGGCUUCCAAGAAUAAGCCAUCGGUCCAGAAGAUUCAGGAGCAAGGCAUCAAGAUAUGGUGCAUAGAUAUCAAUGAAUCAAGCGAUCUCAUGUCUGCACUGUCUGGUGUUGAUGUUCUUAUUAGCGCCAUUGGACCUCACGGCCUACUGGAGCAAAAGAAGCUACUCCAAGCUGCAAAGUCGGCAGGCGUCAAGCGGAUAGUACCAUGCGCUUUCAUUACGGUCGCACCCCCACGUGGUGCUAUGUUGCUUCGUGAUGAGAAAGAAGAAGUUUACAAUGACAUCAAAUUCCUUGGUAUCCCUUACACUAUUAUAGAUGUCGGGUAUUGGUAUCAGAUCUCAUUCCCCUCUCUCCCGUCCGGCAAAGUGGACUAUGCAAUGAUAGUGCCAAACAGCACUAUCCAUGGCGACGGCACAGCCCCCAACAUUCUUACCGACCUACGUGAUGUUGGCCGAUUUGUCGCACGCAUCAUAUACGAUGAUCGAACUCUGAACAAAUAUGUCUACACAUAUGGGGACAUUCUGAGCGAGAACGAAAUCAACCGUAUUGCCGAAGAACUCUCUGGAGAGAAAGUCGAACCGACCCCGAUGUCAAACGAGCAGAUUGAAGAUAGCGUUGCACAGGCCAAAGCUGCUUUGUCCCAGAAUCCUCAGGACCCGAUGAAGCGUACUGUCCUUUAUAUUUCCCAAUAUAAGCAUAGCAAGUAUGUACGCAAGGACAACAGUCCUGCUUACGCGGACUAUCUGGGUUAUCUGGAUGCCAGAAGCCUCUACCCGGAGUUCACACCCUUGUCCUUCCGAGAAUUCUUUGUGGAGGUACUCGCUGGAAAGAUGAAAAAGGUGUAUUCUAGCUAG
Messenger RNA from Penicillium vulpinum, 966 nucleotides. RefSeq names its product aromatic alcohol reductase. The transcript has 4 exons. The coding region runs from base 1 to 966 and encodes 321 amino acids. The record is from RefSeq and is a predicted model, not a curated record. Gene Ontology annotation, molecular function: oxidoreductase activity. NCBI's taxonomy places the organism in Eukaryota, Fungi, Ascomycota, Eurotiomycetes, Eurotiales, Aspergillaceae.